Messenger RNA from Vanessa tameamea, 1830 nucleotides. RefSeq names its product inositol-trisphosphate 3-kinase homolog (gene IP3K1). Gene Ontology annotation, molecular function: inositol-1,4,5-trisphosphate 3-kinase activity; inositol tetrakisphosphate kinase activity. NCBI's taxonomy places the organism in Eukaryota, Metazoa, Arthropoda, Insecta, Lepidoptera, Nymphalidae. Gene Ontology annotation, biological process: inositol phosphate biosynthetic process. The transcript has 5 exons. The coding region runs from base 302 to 1618 and encodes 438 amino acids. Gene Ontology annotation, cellular component: cytoplasm; nucleus. The record is from RefSeq and is a predicted model, not a curated record.
CGAUCGACGCGAUUUUUACGAAGGGAAGCUUACAUUACUCAUUAUCGCCAUAAAGCGUGAUAAUUCGCGUUUGUCUGGCCGCCGGGCAAGCGUCAGUAAGAUCGCGCCCCUGCCGCGGCACCCGCGCGCUGUUCUAGUGCAGUGUAGUACGCGUCCACAAAGUUGAUCAAUAAGGAACAAUGAAUCCGCGAGACGGUCGCGAUCGGCGGACUGCCAUCUGACCCUUAAAGUCGUGGGAUUACGACGAAUCUGUAUUGCGCCCUUCUCCGGUGACGGCUGAUUGUGAUUUGAAUUAGAGAUAAUGUCGUCUCCACGAUUUCAAUUUCCGCCAGAGAGUUAUUCUGCCGUUUACACCAGCGAUAUAACGAGUGUAAAUGUGAACUACAAAUCGGUGAAAAAUGAACCUGAAGAGGCAGUAUUACCGGUUACUGGUGCCAGCACGCCUCCGGUUUCACUUUUCAGCUGCUUUCAUUGCGCAUUUUCAAAUAGCUUCAAAGUGAUCGGAAAAGAAGAGAAGAAAGUAAGGAAAACUAAGGUUGCUGCUGGUAAAGAUGAGGAUCGUUGGCGUAGUAAGAACGAAGGAGCUUUGUUCAAGCGCUGGAAGCGCACUACGUCUUCUGUGGAGACCACUCCUGCCGCUCCUGCACCAACCACCCCUUCGUCACAACCUUCUGAUUUGCUCAAAUUCUUAGCUAUUAAUGCAUUAGAGCUUUCAGCGCCAGCAUCUGAUGCUCUGCUUAAGUCGCGAUCAUCGGAAUGGUUCCAGUUGUCCGGACACCCAGGCUCCUUGGCACCCGCUGGUCCUGGUACGGUUUGGAAGCGAAGGGCAGCUGGCGAUCACCCCGCACACAACCCUGAGCGCGACGCUUAUGAAGCACUAGCGGCAUGUCCACAUAUGCGCUCUGCUAUUCCUCGCUUCUACAGAGAACUAGAAUAUGGCGGCGAACAUUUUAUUGAGUUACAAGAUCUUCUCCAUGGUUUCCGCGACCCUCAUGUAAUGGAUAUCAAAAUGGGCACUCGUACAUUCUUAGAAGACGAAGUCAGUAACGCCCGUGCUAGAUCAGACCUAUAUGAGAAAAUGGUUCGCCUAGAUCCUAAUGCACCCACCGAAGCUGAACACGUCGCACGCGCAGUCACUAAGUUACGUUACAUGCAAUUCCGUGAACAAUGUUCAUCGUCCGCGGAACAAGGAUUUCGUAUUGAAGCCGUGAAACUCCCUGGCCAACCACCACUCACAGAUCUCCAAAAAGUAAAAGAACCAAAGCAACUAACUGCUGCAGUCGCUCGUUUCUUUGGCAACGAUGAACGAGCUCGUCGCGCAAUAGCUACUCGUCUUCGUGAGAUUAGAAGUCUGUUUGAAAAGUCUGACUUCUUUCGAACUCAUGAAAUUGUUGGUAGCAGCAUUUUUAUUAUUUACGACGACGAGCGAGUUGGCGCAUGGCUUAUCGAUUUCGCCAAGACUCGACGUGUACCAAAUGAAAUAAAAGUUACCCAUAGGGAGCCCUGGCAACAGGGCAAUCAUGAAGAAGGUUUCUUAUAUGGAUUAGAUAGGCUAAUAAAUACGAUAGAAACAGCGAGACUUUCUGAAGCAAUGACAGAACCGGAUGUGUCACGUUGAACAUUCGGCGAGAGGAAGUUGGACUCGCCCUGCAUUGACUGCACCAUUUGCUUGGCCUUAGUGCCCAGUGCCAUUCCCAUAGCGCCAAAGCUGAAGCUUGGAGAUGUACAGAAAAACUACGUUUGUGUUUGUUCAUAUGAAAGAGAAUGCGAUGUAUUAUUUAUUAAUUUGAUCUAGUCCUAAAAUAUUUAAUUAUACGUUUUUGAUUUAAA